AUGAAAACUGUUCACUACAAAGAAAUCACCCAUCAACAAUACCUCCAACUGCAACCUGAUCAACAGGAAAAAUAUCUGACUUUAUGUCAAAAAGAUUUUGAGAGAGAGACUGAAAGAAUCGCAUUUGAACGCCAAGGGGGAGUACCUGGAAUUGCCAAAAAAGUGGCGCAAAACGAAGUCGCUUGGUUUGAUCGUAUUACUACCUGGUCGUAUAUGAAUGCGUAUAUUCCCAAAUAUAGCAGAAAGAGAAAUCUUUUUAAGAUUGAUAUGACAAAAAUUCCAAAUGUUGGAGAAUACUGA
This is a messenger RNA of Saccharomyces kudriavzevii IFO 1802, 300 nucleotides long. RefSeq lists its product as uncharacterized. The transcript has a single exon. The record is from RefSeq and is a predicted model, not a curated record. Bases 1 to 300 code for a protein of 99 amino acids. NCBI's taxonomy places the organism in Eukaryota, Fungi, Ascomycota, Saccharomycetes, Saccharomycetales, Saccharomycetaceae.